ACCAUACACUAAACUAAAGAUUGGCAAAGUCAGUUUUUAUUGCAAUUUUCUAAGUGCAAAACCUAAAACUUAAUUUGUCGACUUUUAACGAAGGUUUAAUUCUGAACCAUGACCGUUGUUGGAUUAUCAAGAAAAAUUAUCCUGACUCUUAUGAUUUUGGCUAUAAAACAUCUACCGGAUUUUGUACAAGGACUCUAUCCAAGGGAUUCUCCGACAAGAGAAGUUAAGUGUUUAGAUGGAAUCUGGCGCUUUAGAUUGUCUGAAAGUUAUGAUCCAGAACAGGGGAUAGAAGAAGAAUGGUUCAAUGAUGAUCUCAGCAAUAAAGGACCAACAAUUCAAAUGCCUGUGCCUUCUAGCUACAACGACAUUACAACUAACUCUUCCUUGAGAGACCAUGUUGGAGGUGUUUGGUAUGACAGAAAAUUCUAUGUCCCACUAUCAUGGGCUGACAAAUCUGUCUGGAUUCGCUUUUCUAGUGUUCACUACAGAGCUUUAGUGUGGAUUAAUGGAAACGAAGCUGUUCAACAUGAAAUAGGACAUUUACCUUUCGAAACUGAAAUCACGAAUUUUUGCAAUUUUGGCGAAGAAAAUCGAGUAACAGUUCUUGUUAACAACGUUUUAACACAAACGACAAUUCCUCAGGGAAGCCUUGUAUCUGUGACCACAGAUUCUGGUUCUAGAAUCGAUCAGAGAUACACCUUUGACUUUUUCAACUACGCCGGUAUUCAUAGAUCGGUUCACUUGUACUGCACACCAAGAACUCGUAUUGAGGAUGUUAUUUUAACAACAAACUUCAAUGGGAAUACCGGGAUUCUUCGUUAUGAAGUCACAACUAGUACUAACGAUAAUCCUGUAGUUCUGGUGCAAAUUUACAAUGCAGAUGACAAUAUUGUGGCUGUUAAUACUGCACCAGCAAACGAGCAAAGCACGCUCGAAGUCCCUGAUGUUCAACUUUGGUGGCCGUAUUUGAUGCACACCCAGCCAGGAUACCUCUACAAAAUGGAAGUAUUCUUAUCAACGGAAUCAACACGGAAUAUUGAUGUUUACCAUCUAAAAUUUGGAUUUAGAUCCCUUAGAUGGGAUGCCACAUCCUUCCUGAUCAAUGAGAAACCCAUCUACUUCCGCGGAUUCGGGCGGCAUGAAGAUUCUGAUAUGAGAGGUAAGGGCCUCGACCUAGCCCUUCUGACAAAAGACUACGAUCUUCUGCGCUGGAUAGGUGCCAAUUGUUAUAGGACAUCUCACUAUCCAUACUCGGAAGAAGCUAUGGACUUUGCUGAUGAAGCCGGAAUUAUGAUCAUUGAUGAAUGUUCCAGCGUUAACACAGAAAACUACAGUGAACACCUUUUGGAACAGCAUAAAAAUGCCAUUGAAGAACUUUUUGUUCGUGAUAGGAAUCAUCCAUGCGUUGUCAUGUGGUCAAUUGCCAAUGAAGCUCGAACAUCCGCUAAUGGAGCCAAUAGCUAUUUCCAACGUUUGGCUGACUUUACUCGAACCUUAGAUCCCACAAGACCUAUUACAAUGUCCAUAGCUGUCUCUCCAUCAAGGGAUCAAACGGGCCAGCAUUUGGAUAUAAUUUCAGUCAAUCGGUACCGCGGUUGGUACGAAAGUCCUGGGCAAUUGGACACAAUCACCAACCGUAUAGUAAAUGAAAUGAUAGAAUGGAAUAGCAAAUACGGGAAGCCUGUUAUUAUGAGUGAAUACGGAGCUGAUACUAUUGAGGGACUUCACAUCAUUCCAGAAUUUGUGUGGUCAGAGGAAUACCAAGUAGCUCUAUUUUCACGAUAUUUCGAAGCUUUCGACAUUCUUUAUUCUCAACAUGAUUUUUUCAUUGGAGAGUUUGUCUGGAACUUUGCUGACUUUAAAACAGAGCAAAUGGUUACGAGAGUUGGUGGAAAUAAAAAGGGAGUUUUUACCCGAAAUCGUCAACCAAAAGCCGCUGCUCAUCAUCUUAGAAGACGCUAUUUUGAACUGGGAAAGAAACUGGACAACGCAACUCUACCUGAUGAUCUUUAUCCUUAUAUUACUGACACUACAUUCUUCUGUCAAGCUUAAAACUUACCUUGUAAAGAAUGUUAUUAACAUUAUAUUUGAUAAAAAAUCAAAA
Molecule: messenger RNA, 2104 nt
Organism: Phlebotomus papatasi
Lineage: Eukaryota; Metazoa; Arthropoda; Insecta; Diptera; Psychodidae
Product: beta-glucuronidase-like
Exons: 5
Coding region: 109-2052 (647 amino acids)
Biological process (GO): carbohydrate metabolic process; glucuronoside catabolic process
Molecular function (GO): beta-glucuronidase activity; carbohydrate binding
Source: RefSeq, a predicted model, not a curated record